UCCCUUCCUCCCUCCCUCCCUCCCUCCCUCUUUCUCUCUCACACACACACUACACUUGCUCAUUCACAGCCUGCUUUAUCCAUAGUCAAAGGAAAGAUCAGUUUCUGUGCCUUGAGUAGCACAGUCGUGGCGAAGACAUUCAAAGAGAAGAAAGUGAACUGCAAGGAAGUGGGACAGAGGAACGGGUCGGAAACAGAGGGAGUGCAGAGGAGUCUAUAGUUUUUAGAGAGGGGAGAGGAAAUCCAGAAGACCCCCCUUGCUUUUCCUGAGCAAAGGUGAACCCAGCUCUGACAACUCAUCCCUUGAACUGAAGACCAUUUAACAGAGGCAGGAGAUUUUGCAACUCAAAGAGGCUUUGGGAAUUUGGAACAGCAGCUGGCUUCAGCUGAUUCUGGAAUGCAGAAACAGCAAGAACGGUGUCAGAUAUUUGCAGUUCUCAUCUUCACAUUUAUUUUCCUGCUGGCAGCUGUGAGCACUACCGAGGCUGGCAAAAAAGAAAAAAUAGAGAAGAAGGUGAAAAAAUCUGAUUGCGGAGAAUGGCAGUGGAGUGUUUGUGUUCCUACAAGUGGAGAUUGUGGCCUUGGGACUCGUGAGGGCACUCGGACUGGAAUUGAUUGUAAGCAGACAAUGAAGACCCAAAGAUGUAAGAUUCCCUGCAAUUGGAAGAAGCAAUUUGGAGCGGAAUGUAAAUAUCAGUUCCAGGCCUGGGGAGAGUGUGAUCUAAACACUGCUCUGAAGACUCGAACUGGAAAUCUAAAACGAGCUUUGCACAAUGCGGACUGCCAGAAAACCGUCACCAUUUCAAAGCCUUGUGGGAAGCUUAUCAAACCCAAACCUCAAGAACCCAAGAAAAAGAAAAAAGAAGGCAAGAAACAAGAGAAACCACUGGAAUAGGGAAGCUACGCUGGCCAUGAGAAUGGGACUUCCUUGAAUGUAAUUGGUUAACAAGUUUCAUUGACACCUAGUCCUUUUAUCCAGAAGUUAUUUAUAGCUUAAUUGUACAAUAGGGAAAAAUAAGCAUACAAAUGCACCCUCUUUUUUCUCUCUCUCUCUCUCUCUCUUUUUUUACUCCACUGUUACAAGUUCUCCAACUUGUUGAUCCUCCAAUGAGUCAGAUUACAACUGUCACCCAUCGUCUUUCUGGCUGGGCAUGAUGGGAAUUGUAAUGCAACACACCUGGAAUGAUCCAAGUUGGGGAAAGUUGAUAUUCUAGUAUUUUAAAUGUAUAAUCUUAGUGGCAUGUGUAGAAAACCUCAGUAAAGGCAGCAAUAUCAUUUAGUACAUGAGUGCCGUUAUAUAUGCGAAAGUAUAGAUUCAUUUUAAAUUCCUCUUUUAUUCUGCCAAGUCCACUUUGGUUCUGCAUGUUUGUGACUUACAUGGGACCCCCAAGGUGUAGCCUAUAAGGGUUCUAUGAUGUCAUAACGGUCUGGGCAGACAGGCCUUUUUAUGUAUAAAAUAGACAGAACUUCCUCCACCAAGUUUUUACGUUUCGUAAUAGCAAGAGUAGAUUUCUAUAUGCAGAUUGUACCAGCACUGAAAUAGCUAACUUGGUUGUAACUUACAGCUUUUAAUAAAACAUUUUAAAACUAUAGUCCAUCAUGAU
Molecule: messenger RNA, 1603 nt
Organism: Ahaetulla prasina
Lineage: Eukaryota; Metazoa; Chordata; Lepidosauria; Squamata; Colubridae
Gene: PTN
Product: pleiotrophin
Exons: 6
Coding region: 397-894 (165 amino acids)
Molecular function (GO): growth factor activity
Source: RefSeq, a predicted model, not a curated record